Messenger RNA from Carassius carassius (crucian carp), 1362 nucleotides. Its product is annotated as calcium homeostasis modulator protein 6-like. Lineage: Eukaryota; Metazoa; Chordata; Actinopteri; Cypriniformes; Cyprinidae. The transcript is spliced from 2 exons. Bases 200 to 1168 code for a protein of 322 amino acids. Gene Ontology annotation, molecular function: monoatomic cation channel activity. The record is from RefSeq and is a predicted model, not a curated record.
UUCUUAAUUUUUCAUAAAGUCAGUUUCCUAUUACAGCUGAAAAGCAAACAUUAACUUGUUUUUCUUAAAUUAAGCUCAACACUUUGUAUGCUUUUACUGCGUGCCCGCCUGAAGGUGACACGCAGUGUCUCAUAACGGAACUAAGAGUGUCAUCUUAUGGUUUAUUGCUUGAGAACAAAGAGGUCGUCAGCUGGCAGGCAUGGAUCAGUUAAAAUCUUUGCUUAGUUUCACUCAGAAACAGCAGACCAACUUAGGAUUCGGACUGAUUGCUCUUAUAACUGCUGGUAGCGAGCACAUCUUCUCGGUCUUUGCUUUUAAGUGUCCUUGCAAUGAUAUGAAUUUCGUUUAUGGGAACGUCUGUCUCCUCGUACCCGCGCUUGCACUGCUCAUCUUAAGUUACAUGUUGAGCAGUAAAACAUGGAAACUGUUCACCGGUCUGUGCCUUAGGAAAUCGAAGCUAUGUCGUUUAAAUUACGCGAUUGGCUUCUUGUGUGUUUUUCUUCAAGUCACCACGACUGCAAUUGUCGCACCUCUCAGCUGGAUCGCAGUUGCUCUUCUCAGAGGGGUGUAUUUCGAGUGCUCAAUGACUGGCGCUAACAUUACACUUUUUAGACGUCAGCUUUGCAACGAAAAGUAUCCUCACUGUCGGACAGAGCUGGACAAGUUCCCGUGUGAUGGGACCGCUAUUCCGCAGAGUGAGAGAAUGGCAGUGCUGUCCAUCAUACGCGCAGAGUCGCAGGUACUUGGUUGGAUCCUGAUAGGUUCUGUGAUGAUGUUCGCCUUUCUACUCACAUGCACAGCAAGAUGCUAUUCUCCCAUCAGUUACAUGCAGCUGAAGUUUUGGAGGAUGUACACUCACAAGGAGAGUGCGAUUUUGGACAGCUAUACAGCUGAGCAUGCUGAGAAGCUUGCAAAAAGAAACAUAAAAAGUUUCUUUGAUUUAACCAAACCCAUUCCUAUGAAGAGUCCACCCAGACAUGCUUGGGAGAAGAUAUCUUCUUUUUACAAGUUCCGAAGUAUGGACGAAUACUACAGCAUCCUGCACAAGUACGUUAGCACUUGUGAGGACCUUGAAAAUCCAGUAGAAAGGGCUUCGGUGAGAUCUGAAAAUGAUCUUUCAAACCCAGCAGCACUUGCAUUUGUGGACGAGAGCAAACUGGUCCUGUAGACGCCGUCUAGUUGACAGCUUUUCAUGCUAUGUAUACCUUGUUAUUGCUACAACCUGAGCUCUACUGGCUUCUUUAUUUUCUGUGCCUAUAUAUUACAGUGUCAGUUCACUGUUCACCUAUAUUGCUAUGUUAGCUUUUAUUUUGAAUAACUGUAUGAUUUUUACAUUUCUUGUUUUUUGAUUUUAGCUUUGUU